GAAAUUUGAAAGAAGGAGAACAAUGGAUUGUUGAUAAUGGACAUUUGGUAGCAUGGACCUGUUCAUAUAUAAUUGAAAGAUCCGGUGGUGGUUUUAUCAGUGGAAUGCAUGCAAAGGAAGGUCUUGUUUGUCGAUUUACAGGUCCAGGAACAAUAUUAAUUCAAACUCGAAAUCCUGAAUCUUUGUCAGCAUGGAUUGCAGGCCAAAGACCAGGCUAA
This is a messenger RNA of Rotaria sp. Silwood1, 218 nucleotides long. NCBI's taxonomy places the organism in Eukaryota, Metazoa, Rotifera, Eurotatoria, Philodinida, Philodinidae. The record is from the annotation of a GenBank genome assembly.